UUUCGCUUGGUUCGGUAUUGAGAUGCUCAGUUUCGUCAAGCUUGAAUUUCGGCCGAGAUGCGUUUGACGUCGCGUCGGUCGAUUUUUCCCCCGUCAACUAAACGUAUGAUCUUCGACGACUGAGGAUGGGAUCACGAUAUACCUAUAAUAUAGUUCUUAGGAUGCUUGGUAGAAUGGGUAUAUAAGGAUGAGAUGCUGGAGAAGUUGGAGCGCCUUACCGAUACUCUCCUCAUCUGCCUCGCUCGCUGGUUUUCAUCCCACGCUUCAACCAGCAUCAUCAGUCAGUAUAAUAUAUCGAGAGCCUCUGGACGUUGAGACUCUCGAUUCCCAUUCUACUUCUCUCAUCAUAAAUAAACCCCUUCAAUCUUUCAACCGCCAAAUCUCCAAUAUCUAUCUCCCUGCUCCAGAUCAGAUUCUCCAACCACCAUGCCCAAUCCCGCCAACUCUCUCACAAUCCUCAUUACCGGCACCUCUGUCGGUGGCCUCGGCUCCUCCCUGGCCCUCGCCUUUCAUGCCCGCGGCCACCGCGUCUUCGCCGCCGCCCGCAACCCCUCCAAAGUCACCCACCUUACCGCCCUAGGCAUCACUCACAUCCCCCUCGACGUCCUCUCCUCCACCUCCAUCGCCGCCGCAGUAACCCAGGUCUCCGCCCUCACCGGCGGCACCCUCGAUAUGCUCAUCAACAACGCCGGCGGCGGGUACAGCAUCCCCCUCCUCGACGCAGACCUGCAGAAAGGCCGCGAGUUCUUCGAUCUGAACGUUUGGUCUGUCCUCGCCGUUACACAGACCUUCGCACCGCUAUUGCUAAAGAGCGCGAGCGAGAGGGGGGAAGCCGCGGUCGUGAACCAGACGUCAAUCGCAGCGGUGACGUCGGUGCCAAUACAGGGCUUGUAUAACGCGAGUAAAGCAGCGCUCGCGAUGAUUUCCGAUACGCUACGGCUCGAGCUCGAGCCAUUCGGGAUCCGCGUCGUGGAUUUGCGCACCGGGUCCGUGAAAACGCCGUUCUACGAUAACCAGAUCGGUGGUGGGGGCCCAAAGUUGCCGGAGGAGAGUAUCUACCAGAUUGCUAGAGAGAGGGUCGAGGAAGCGAUGUCGGGCACGGGGCCGAUGGAGGAAGCGGUGGAUGCGAAGACGUGGGCGGAGGGAGUGGUGGCGGAUUUGUUGGAUAAGGGGUGGUUUUUUGGCAGGCCGAAUCGGAUUUGGAGAGGUGGGAAUGCGCUCGUGGUGAGGGCGGUUACGCAGUGGGUCCCUGUGGCUUGGACAGAUGCCUGGCUGCGGAGGUUGUUGGCGAAGAUGAUGGGGAUGGAUGUUGUGAAAAGGAAUUGGGAGAGUGGAAGGAAGGGGGUGGGGAAAUGAGGGGCGAUGACGAUUAGGAGAGAGAGGAGAACAUAUUAUGUCCUUGGGUUGGCUAAGUGGAUAGCGUAUCAUAGGUAGCAGACUUCAUAAUUCCCGGGGUAUGGGUUUUUUUUGGCAUUCUUGAGCCUGGUGAAGAGGGGGGUGGCGGGAGCAACUCGUAUUCAAAACGCUCAGGUCAUUUCUUCUUGCUAGACCGGCCCACUAUAUUGCAAAUAAGCGUAUGCAGAU
Molecule: messenger RNA, 1584 nt
Organism: Mytilinidion resinicola
Lineage: Eukaryota; Fungi; Ascomycota; Dothideomycetes; Mytilinidiales; Mytilinidiaceae
Product: NAD(P)-binding protein
Exons: 1
Coding region: 427-1356 (309 amino acids)
Biological process (GO): phosphatidic acid biosynthetic process; triglyceride catabolic process
Cellular component (GO): endoplasmic reticulum; lipid droplet
Molecular function (GO): acylglycerone-phosphate reductase (NADP+) activity; triacylglycerol lipase activity
Source: RefSeq, a predicted model, not a curated record